Rhipicephalus sanguineus (brown dog tick) is the source of this 2423-nucleotide messenger RNA. Its product is annotated as mitochondrial intermediate peptidase. NCBI's taxonomy places the organism in Eukaryota, Metazoa, Arthropoda, Arachnida, Ixodida, Ixodidae. Gene Ontology annotation, biological process: peptide metabolic process. Bases 174 to 2273 code for a protein of 699 amino acids. Gene Ontology annotation, molecular function: metalloendopeptidase activity. The transcript has 15 exons. Gene Ontology annotation, cellular component: mitochondrion. The record is from RefSeq and is a predicted model, not a curated record.
ACAAACAAUAUGGCGGCACCCAGCAAUUCUUUCAUGCUUUCACUUGCAAUGCUAUCGUAACCUUGCGUUUGCAUAAAGCCAACACAGUUUCGAAUGACCUGCAUUGAAAAACGAUCAAUGGAGACCUAGUGUUUUCACAUGUAAACGUGUAAUUUGCUGCCGCUAGCCAUACAAUGUCGAGUGGAGUCAUAUUCUUGCCCGCAGUGAAACCAGCGUUCGCUCGCGCUGGGUUUUCGUCAAAGAUUAAACGAUCGUUGACUACCUGGUCACGUCUGGCUUCGCGUUUCAAUAGCAUUGGUAAAAGGAGACCCAACUUUCAAUUCGGAUUCGGCGAACGUUCGGGUCUGUUCGGCCAUUCGGUGCUACAAGAGCCAUCGGGUUUCUACCUCUUGAAAGAUGAGGCUGUCAGCGAUGCCGAGAAGUAUGUCAGAGAGGCCACAGACCCCAAUCGGAGGCGUAAAAUGGUUCAGGUUUUCGACGACCUGUCGGAUGCUCUCUGCCGCGUGGCAGACAUGGCCGAAUUUGUCCGGAUCGGUCAUCCAGAGACAAGGUUUUCCUCAGCAGCAAUGGAUGCAUCUGUUUCCAUCAACAAUCUUGUUGAGAAACUAAACACAGACAGGAGGUUGUACAAUGCACUUAGGCAGGUGGUUCAAAAGGGGGACGUUGUUCCAACAACUGAGGAGGACGACCAUGUGUCCAAACUUUUUCUGUUUGAUUUUGAACAGAGUGGCAUUCACCUGGACGAGGCCACGCGCAAGGAAGUUGUUGCACUCAACGACUAUGCCCUUCAUGUGGGGAGCAACUUUGCCAACAACGCUUUGCAGCCCCGUUCGGUGAAGAAGACAGAUCUUCCAGAAAGCGUUCGUGGCUGCUUUGCCAGUGAUGGAGAGCAUGUCAUUGUUCCUGGCCUCUACACAGAUGCUAACAAUGAGCUGGUGCGAGAGGCUGCGUACCGUGCCUACCUCUAUCCAGACGAACACCAGAGCCAACUGUUGGACGAGCUCUUGGGGGCGCGGCAUCGUCUCGCGCAGUUGUGUGGGUUCCCCAGCUUCGCGCAUCGUGUCCUGCGUGGCAGCAUUGCAGGCAGCCCCGAUGUUGUCGAACAGUUCUUGGGCAUCCUCUCGUCUGAACUGAAGCCCAGGGCAGACAAUGAUUACAAGGAGAUGCUGGACAUGAAGACAUCUGGUAGCGGCACUAAAAGUGUGCUUCAAGCCUGGGAUGUCCCCUAUUACACGUUCUGUGCACGACAAGCAAAGUUCCAGCUGAAGGCUUCUGACUAUGCCCCAUACUUCUCUCUUGGCUGUUGUAUGGAUGGCUUGAAUGAGAUCUUCCGUGCUCUGUAUGGUGUCUACCUCGAGACUGAGGACGUCAAGGCUGGGGAGGUUUGGCACGCAGAUGUCGUCAAGCUGGCGGUGAAAGAGGAGGAGGGAGGCACUCUCCUGGGCCACAUCUACUGCGACUUCUUUGAGCGGCAGGAGAAGCCGAACCAGGACUGCCACUUCACCAUCCAGGGUGGACGGGUGCGGCCAGAUGGAUCCUACCAGCUUCCAGUAGUGGUGCUGAUGCUUAACCUGGCCAGUGCGCCGUGGGGGUCACCUCCACUGCUGAGUCCAUCGUCCCUGGACAACCUCUUCCACGAGAUGGGCCAUGCCAUGCACUCGAUGCUGGCUCGCACCCGCUACCAGCAUGUCACGGGCACACGCUGCGCCACCGACCUGGCCGAAGUGCCUUCCAUCCUCAUGGAGUACUUCUCCUCCGACCCUAGGGUGGUGUCGACAUUUGCCCGCCACUACCAGACUGGUGAGCCCAUGCCUUACGCCAUGGCGCUGUCCCUGCGUCAGAUGCGCUACCACUUUGCGGCCAGCGAGACGCAGCUGCAGGUGUUCUACGCAUUGCUCGAUCAGAGGUACCACGCACAUCACCCUCUCGGCAAGAGCACCACCGAAGUGCUGGCUGAGCUGCAAGGACAACACUAUGGCGUUCCGUACGUGCCCAACACGGCGUGGCAACUGCGAUUUGGCCACCUGGUGGGCUAUGGGGCCAAGUACUACGCUUAUCUCAUGUCUCGUGCUGUUGCUGCGUGGACCUGGCACGAACUGUUUCGCGAAGACCCCUUCCGACGGGCAGCGGGCGAGCGUUACCGGCGCGAGCUGCUCUCACACGGCGGCGCAAAGCCUGCACACCAACUAGUCAGCGAUUUUCUCUCGAAAGAGGUCACACCAGAGAGUCUAGCAUCUGUGCUCAUCGCAGAUAUUGACGCAGGCCUCACCUGAAGCCAUCUCGCCUUUGCCCAGCUUCCAGCAAAACACUCUAGCUUAAGUGUGGCAUCUCUGUUCUUCUCUUAGGGCUAGGAGUCAUCCGCCAUUUUUCAUCUGUGAUUUCAGUCUAACCUGUACAGUCAAACAUAAAUGAUAGCUCAUCCU